Messenger RNA from Astyanax mexicanus (Mexican tetra), 3214 nucleotides. It is a transcript of the gene arhgef25b, whose product is annotated as Rho guanine nucleotide exchange factor (GEF) 25b. Gene Ontology annotation, molecular function: guanyl-nucleotide exchange factor activity. The record is from RefSeq and is a predicted model, not a curated record. The transcript has 14 exons. Lineage: Eukaryota; Metazoa; Chordata; Actinopteri; Characiformes; Acestrorhamphidae. Gene Ontology annotation, biological process: axon guidance. Bases 214 to 1926 code for a protein of 570 amino acids. Gene Ontology annotation, cellular component: plasma membrane; cytoplasm.
UGUGGAACAUUGGUCCAGAGGUUCUGGCUGCAUGGUUUUGUCUGUCUGGACAGUGUAAUGGAUUGGAGAUUAUGCUGAUGUGUGGCUUCAUGACUGGGGAUUAUCUCUGAAGUGUGUGUGUCUGUGUCUAUCUAUGUGUGUGUGUGUACACACACAUAUGGACGCAGACCCUAAGCUGAAUUCUAAGUUGAUGCAGUGUGUUAUUGAGUGGGCAUGGAGGAGCGUCGUGCCCUUGGGGGGUGUGGCUGUGUGAACCUCUUUCAGAAAGUUUUGACCACAAGUGAGUGCUACUCCAUCAGAGAUCAAGAGUCUUUCUCAGGACUCACUGAUGUCACUCCAGACUCCUCAACCAGUUACGUUUCCCCUGAUGACCACUCCCUCAUCUCUCCCAGUGCCCAAACGCCCUCAUCUCCCCAGCGCUCUUUAAAAGCUCUGAGGCAGUGGCUGGGCAGCCCUUUCUGCAGACUCAGUCUGGGACAAGAGGGCAGAGGGGAGAGGUCUGGUAUAAGAAAUAACGCAGAAGGACGAUCCUUUGCAUUUGUGCCACUUUCACACAGCAACAGUACAGGGAGCACAGUAUCAGGGUCCAGCUGCCACUCCCCUACAGAUAAACCAGCGGAAAUUAAGAAGGUUCCAGAAGUCAAUGUUGCUGACAAACAGAUUUGCCCCAGACAAGUAUCUAAUGUUAUUGAGAACAAUCACACUAGCCAUGUGCUCCCUGUUGGUGAAGGCAGCUCUUCUAAGACUGACAAGAAACACAGCAACUCAGUGGACGUCAAAGCUAAUGAAGAGGAAAGAAGAAGUGCCUUAGAAAAAAGCAUAUAUGUUCUGACAGAGCUGGUAGAGACAGAGAAGUUAUAUGUGGAAGAUUUAGGCCUUAUAGUGAAGGGCUACAUGACCACUAUGAAUAACUUUGGAGUGCCGGAGUGCAUGAAAGGGAAAGAUAAGAUUGUGUUUGGAAAUGUUCACCAAAUUUAUGACUGGCAUAAGGACUACUUCCUUGGUGAACUGAAGAAGUGUGUGUCUAAUCCAGAGCAGCUGGGACAGCUCUUCAUCAAACAUGAGCGGCGUCUUCAAAUGUAUGUGGUGUACUGUCAGAACAAACCCAAAUCAGAGUGUAUUGUUUCUGAAUAUAUAGACACCUACUUUGAGGAAAUAAGGCAGCAGUUGGGCCACAGGCUGCAGCUGAACGAUCUGCUGAUCAAACCUGUUCAGAGGAUCAUGAAGUACCAGCUCCUGCUCAAGGACUUCUUAAAGCACUAUGUUAAAACAGGGAACCACACUGAAGAGAUAGAGAGAGCAGUAGAGGUGAUGUGUUUUGUUCCUAAGCGCUGUAAUGAUAUGAUGAAUGUGGCAAGACUGCAAGGUUUUGAGGGGAAGCUAACAGCUCAGGGGAAACUGCUACAGCAGGACACAUUUACACUCACUGAGCAGGAGACUGGCAUCCUGCCCAAACCCAAACAGAGGCAGAUCUUCCUUUUUGAACAGCUGGUCAUCCUGAGUGAACCCACUGAGCGCAAGAAGGAAUUCUCACUACCGGGAUACAUCUACAAGAACAGCAUAAAGGUGAGCUGCCUGGGAAUAGAGAACAGGUGCCCUAAUGACCCUUGUCGGCUGGUUCUGACAUCCCGUGAUGCCAGUGGAAGUCUGCAGCGCUUCGUUCUUCAGGCACCAUCCCCUGAAACCAGACUCUCCUGGGCUAAUGAUAUCAUCCAGAUUUUGGAAACGCAGCGCAAUUUCCUUAUUGCUCUGCAGUCUCCUAUCGAGUAUCAAAAGCGUGAGAGUAAUUCUCUCAGUUUGGGAAAAGGCAUGAGGACCUCCUCCUCCAUCAACUCUGCCCUUGGAACCUACAGUUCAACCUCUGUCGACAGCCAGAGGCGUCCAUGUCUGCGUUCCUGCAACUCUUCCCUGCCUACCAUGCCAUGAAGAUCUUUAUUUACAGUAAUACUGUAAUAAAUUAUUAAGUAUUUAUACAUUUAUCAGAAGUCUACAAACAGUGUGAACAUGUGUUGUAUUUUUGUGGGACAGACAGCGGCAUGUUUACAUUGUUCCCUGAUAUUUCUGAAAUUAAGAAUCUAGAAUGUUACCCAUAUGAAUGUGCACACUGCAGUAUACAAAGAUUUCUUAUCAGAUUUAAUCAGUGAUUUAAUGUAGGUUGCUGACAUAAUUUAAUUUAACCUUUAGUUUCAGCUAGUCUCACCCAGUUCAUCAAAAAGAAGGGAUGCUGGUCUUAUAUGACCUUAGAUAACUGGUCGGUGUUGUCAUAAAGAUGGCCACUGAGUAAACCAAUUGGGAAUAAGGACUUUAACAGUCAAUAUGAAGGCUAAAAGAAUGAAAACCUUGGAUUGAUCCUAUUGGUUUAGCUCAUGAUGUCCAUGCCCUGUAGUUUGAUACUUUGUAAUUGUUUUAUGCAAGAUAAAAUAGUAAUUAGUUCAUUGCAUUUUGUUGCAGUAUCCCUUAUGCACUGACACAAUCAGUAGUCUGAUUAUUUGACGCUUAGGCACCUGUUAUAGGUAUAAUAUGUAGAAUAAUUCAUUAUAAAAAAAAACAUUUGCAGCUCUACAGCACAUGGAAAUCCCUCUCUGGAUCCCUGGUGCUUUUGCUGUCCAGGCUGCUCACUGGUCAAACACUUUGUACUGGAACUCAUCUAUUGAAUUGUUCAUUCUUCUCUCUCUAUCUCUUUCUCUCUCUGUUAGUCUGUGAGUUGAUGUCAUGAUUUUUCUUACUGGUUCCAGAUCAGGACACGUAGUUUUUUAAUAACCAUGUAUAUGCCACUGUAAGAUUUUAUUUCAAAGGUAGUAAGUAAGUCUUUCAGUAAGGACAUUAAUUAAUGCAUUAUUUCACACAUCAGAUCAGAACAUUGAGCAUAUCUGUAUAGUCUAUCCACUGUUUAAUAAUAAUCUGUCAAAAAUGAUAUUUAAUAAAAUGUUAAUGGUUGACAAAUGAAUUAUGUAGUUAGGACUAAUUAGAAAUCAGCUAGUUAUAUAGUAACUAAAAAUAGAUUAUUGAUAAUAUCUUGUUAAAUCUGACAGAUGAUUUAGGCCAUUUAGGAUGUAUUGUCAGAACCUACAAUAGAUUAUUUGUUUGUUUUGUUUAUUUUCUGUUGUUUCACCUGAUUAUAAUCCUCAUAUUUAUUUAUUACACAUUUUUUCACCUGUGAAUCCUUGACUCUUGAAUUGUGAAAUAAAAAAUAUGUUUAAAAUAAUACCAGGAA